Molecule: messenger RNA, 2784 nt
Organism: Egretta garzetta (little egret)
Lineage: Eukaryota; Metazoa; Chordata; Aves; Pelecaniformes; Ardeidae
Gene: CEP20
Product: centrosomal protein 20
Exons: 4
Coding region: 366-839 (157 amino acids)
Biological process (GO): microtubule anchoring; cilium assembly
Cellular component (GO): ciliary basal body; centrosome; motile cilium
Molecular function (GO): protein binding
Source: RefSeq, a predicted model, not a curated record
GCUAAUGGGAGCCGCCGGCUCCUCAGACCGCCCGCGGGGAGCCGCGAGAAGGACGUCCGUAAGGCUCCGCACAAGCACCCUGCCCUUGCCGUUUGUCGUGGUCUGGUUUUCACUCGUUGUCUUGGUCCCGUAACAUCCCCCUUCUGAAAUUGCUAGAACGUACGUUUACUAAAAAACCCUGUAAUUGUGGCUUAGUGACAUGUUAAUUUUUAUUUGUAACGUUCCUGUUAUUGGUAUUUCCUGGCAUAUGCACAGGUGCAGAUAUCUUAUCCUUACUUCACUGUGAACGUGCCGAAAUGAUGCUUAUCUUGUGGCUGUUAAGUGCUGCUUGAAUACAUUUGCCUUUAUAUUAACAGAUCUUUUUUAUGGUAACAGUUUUGAAGGACACCCUGGAAAAAAGAGGUGCUCUUGGACAAAUAAAAGCAAGGAUCAGAGCUGAAGUUUUUAAUGCCCUGGAUGACCAAAGUGAACCACGACCACCACUGUCUCAUGAAAAUCUCUUAAUCAACGAACUAAUUCGUGAAUAUCUGGAAUAUAACAAAUAUAAAUACACAGCAUCUGUUUUAACUGCAGAGUCUGGCCAGCCUGAAGUGCCCUUGGAUAGACAGUUUCUUGCCAAAGAGCUGAACAUAGUCGAAGACGCAAGUGGAAAAUCAGUCAGACCUCUCUUGUAUGGAAUUAUCUCUCAUUUCUUACAUGGUGGUAAAGAAGGAAGUACCCAGAACACCCUUCCAAAAUUGUCUUUGCUGAGUUAUCCAAAACAGAACCUUGGCAAACCACCUACUGAGAGAAAUCAAAAAGGUCCUGCUAUAUCCAACUCAAGAAAGACCCACCCAUGAUUUCUAAAACAACCCAUAUACAUACCUUUGUUUAAAUGAGUGACUGGCUUACACCAACCCUUAGGCCUGCUUCUCCCUGCCGGCUUGUUAAUGGGACUGCAUACGCGGCAUACAAAUCUGAUUGCCCUUGGAAGCGCUCGACUGGCCUUCAAAUGCAUCAGUAGUAGAACCUUCUCUCUUAUAGGGAAUGUAUUUUAUUUAUAAAGCAGGCAUUUAAAAAAAAUUGCAGACAGACAAGUUUACGUAAUUUCUCAACAGUGCAAGGUACUGUGAAGCUCCUGUUACCUUGUAGCUGUGGCUACUUGUUAGUUACUAGAGGGAACGGUAAAAACCCUAAUUGUUUAGCUUUAUUCUCUUUAAGGCUUUUGGACUGUUAAAAACUGAAAACUCAUUUAAAUUGGACAGCUGUGCUAUUCUAAUUAGUUUUGCUGCUCUGGAGUUAGUGGUAAAGACCAGGAAAUACUAAUAUCCCAAUACUCAGUAUCAGAAAGGUCAGCCAUCAAAUUGCUUUACCAUUCUCCUAAAAGUUAAACUGGCCAAGUUGUACUCCCUUGUACUAUUACAAAUCUGGAAUGGGUCAGCUAGAGACAGUCUUACUAUUUUGGGAAUUUAAUACAAGAAUUUAACCUAAAUUCUCAGUAAAGUGUGUUAAAUAGCAGGCGUAUCUCUUUGUUUCUCGUGUGUUCCAACUUACCUAAUUUCUGUAUUAAGUUCUUAACUCCUUAGCUGUCAGUUUUGUAUAUGGGCAUAAACCUUUUCCAAGGACAUAAUUCACAUCCCAUUGAGCGCAGAAGCUUAAGCUCUGAGUUCAUCGCUCUAUAGUGGAACACUGCUAAAUCUUAUUUUCCCUUUCUGUCCUGCUUUGUGACUGGUUACAAUUCAUACUGCCAAAGCUACAGAAUGAAAGGGAUCAUUGGUCCAGUUUUUUUCUUCACAGAGUCUGCUAGGCACGUUACUUCACUUUCUACUGUGAGAAUGUAGUGCUAUUGUGUUAGUACAAUCAACUAUUUCUUUUGUAUCCAGAAAUUUGCAGAAUACGAGGCCUGAGAUAAUAUUGACAUCUAAAAAGUGACAGAAGUACUAACCACCUUUUCUUAGCAGUUAAUUCAUUGAGACAAUGUUGUUUCCCUUCUGCCAGAAGAGGGGGCUGAAGAAAUAAAAUUUCAGGACCAAAACUGCUAUAAAUUACCUCUUUGUUAGAAAAUAGUUAUUCCUAUCAGAAUUUUUUUAAUUUUUAAAAACAAAUUCGGUGUAUAGAAUUGUUUUUAAAGUAUAACUUUGUACCUCAGUUCUGAAAUUGACUCUGUGCAGGGUCACCUUGCCCUGUUGACUCCAAUAAAAAUUUCACACUGGGAUUUAAUUGUUCAGAUUUAGUUACAAAACUCCAGACUAAUCAUAAGGCAUGACAGCACAUUGCUUUUUGAACUAAACAAAAUUAUACAGGUUUUAAGGCUUUUAACCUUUAAGUAACUAUAGUCAGAAAUUACUUUCUGCAUGUGUUUGUAGAAUAUGUCAGUGGAGACCUAAAGGCAGGGGGUUUAAAAUACCAAUUACCUAGCUAUUUUAAUUAGGCUGCACAUUCAGGUAAUAAAGUCUAUUCAUAGACUCAACCCUCCAAGUCUCAUAUUGUAACAUCUAACUUGCUUUUCAUAUUAGAAAUUGUCUUGUUUAUUUAGCUGAAUGAAUAUUCCAAUAAACUGCUAUACAGACUGGGAAUCCUGGUAGAGCACGUGGAAUCCGGUGUUUCUGUUAGCUUAUUCACUAUAGCGGAGUUAAAGUUGUCUGAAAUCUAAUCUUUAGUAAUGCAAAGGUCUUCUCUCAUACAGUUUCAUGGAAAAAUAUAUUUGUAAAAUUAUCCGAGUUUCCUAUGACAAUGUGCUGUAUCAAAGUUGAUAAUAGUAGAAAGUAACACUUAAACCUUUGGAUCUCCAGACAUGCGAGAUAU